AUGGAAGUGUGUGCCCGGCGAGGGGAGCGCCGCCAUUUGAAGGCAGGCAGUGCAACGGGUCCACCACCAGGUUUGGACACUGCCCUCGUGACAGGCACCACAGACCUUACGACCACAGCUAUGAGCGACCAUACUGACAAUAGAGGCCGAGAACAUAACCCACUCGGACGCUAUGUCCCCAGCCUCCCUCGGGAUCUGGGAGAAGCUCUCCUGGAGGUGCCAGCUUCCUCUCUUCCUCUUUCAGACAAGUGUGACGAGCCCCUUGCCUCCCCAUUGUCGCACACAGCCUUCACCAGCUCCUCUGUGUUCUCCAAUGGAUACGCCCCGGGAUACGCCAAGCUCAACAGGAGAGGAGGGGCCGGUGGAUGGUCACCUCUCGAUAGCGAUCAUUACCAGUGGCUACAGGUGGACUUGGGUUCGAGAAAGCAGGUGAGCGCCAUAGCAACGCAGGGCAGGUACAGCAGCUCCGAUUGGACGACGCGGUACAGGCUUCUCUACAGUGACACAGGGAGGAACUGGAAACCCUACCACCAAGAUGGGAACAUAUGGGCCUUUUCUGGGAAUUCCAACUCUGAGAGCUCUGUCCGGCACGAGUUGCAACAGGGAAUAGUGGCUCGCUUUCUGAGGCUAAUUCCCCUGGAUUGGAGCGAGGAGGGCAGGAUUGGACUACGCAUUGAAGUCUAUGGCUGCUCCUACUGGUCGGACGUGAUCAAUUUCGAUGGACAAGGUGUCAUCUCCUAUCGUUUUAAGGUGAAGAAGAUGAAGAUCAUUAAAGACGUAAUAGCUUUGAGAUUCAAGACUUCAGAAAGCGAGGGCGUCAUUCUGCACGGGGAGGGCCAGCAGGGAGACUACAUUACCCUGGAGCUCCGCAAGGCCAAACUUCUUCUGCAGAUAAAUUUAGGCAGUAAUCAGUAUGGCUCUAUUCUGGGACACACCUCAGUCACCACAGGCAGUCUGCUGGAUGACAAUCACUGGCACUCGGUGGUGAUCGAGCGCUAUCGGAGAAACGUCAACUUCACUCUGGACAGGCACACGCAGCACUUUCGGACCAAUGGGGAGUUUGAUCACCUCGAUUUGGAUUAUGAGUUGAGUUUCGGGGGGAUGCCGUACAGCGGGAAGCCGGUGGGAGGAGGCAGGAAGAACUUUAAAGGCUGCAUGGAGAGCAUCAACUACAACGGAGACAACAUCACUGACCUGGCCCGCAGGAAGAAGCUAGACACCUCCAGCUUUCGUAACCUGUCCUUCUCAUGUGUGGAGACCCAUACCUUCCCAGUCUUCUUCAAUGCCAGCAGUUUUCUGCAGCUGCCGGGACGAGCCAAUCACAACGUGUUAUCAGUGGCAUUCCAGUUUCGGACGUGGAACCCUGAUGGACUUCUGCUCUUCAGUAACCUAGACGACGGGAUAUUGGAGAUUUCACUCGAAGAGGGAAAAGUUAUAGUGCGGAUCAACGUGACAACAGCGACAAGAAACUACAAAGUGGACUUGUUAUCAGGUUCAGGGCUCAACGACGGUCAGUGGCACAGCAUUCGUCUAGUUGCCAAGGAGAACUUUGCCAUGUUGACCAUAAAUGGAGAGGAAGCUUCUGCGGUGCGCUCUUCUUCACCCCUCAGCAUCACCACAGGAGGGACCUAUCACCUGGGAGGGUAUUUCCUUCAGACCCUGUUCCCGCCCACACAGAGGUCCUUCCAGGGCUGUAUGCAGGCCAUCUUAGUGGACGACCAGCUGCCUGAUCUGCAUGCAGUGGAGAGAGGCACCGUGGGGGCUUUUGAGAACGUCAGUCUGGAUAUGUGCGCCAUCAUCGACAGGUGUAUGCCGAAUCACUGUGAGCACGGAGGCGGGUGCAGACAGACGUGGGACAGCUUCAGUUGUACCUGUGAUGGGACAGGGUACACCGGCGCCACCUGCCACACUUCUAUCUACGAGCCGUCGUGUGAAGCCUAUAAGCACCUGGGCAGGUCCUCUGAUACUUACUGGAUCGACCCUGACGGCAGCGGCCCCCUCAGUCCCUUCAAAGUGAACUGUAACAUGACAGAAGAAAAUGUGUGGACGACAGUCACGAACAGCCUGCCUCCCAGAACAUCUGUGACUGGCUCCAGUCGAGAGAAGCGCACAGUGUUACAGGUGAACUACAGCGCCACCAUAGACCAGAUGACAGCCAUCACCACCAGCGCAGAGUACUGUGAACAGAGCAUCGCCUACAGCUGCCGCAUGUCCAGACUGCUCAACACUCCAGACGGGACCCCCUACACAUGGUGGGUGGGCCGAGGCAGUGAGAAGCACUUCUACUGGGGCGGCUCUGGGCCUGGGAUCCAGAAAUGUGCCUGUGGGAUCGACAGGAACUGCACCGACCCCAAGUACGACUGCAACUGUGAUGCAGACCACAAGCAAUGGAGAGAAGACUCAGGCCUAUUGGUUUAUAAGGACCACCUGCCGGUCAGCCAGGUUGCUGUGGGUGACACAAACAGACAUGGAUCGGAGGCCAAGCUCACCGUGGGACCGCUACGAUGCCAGGGAGACACUGACUACUGGAAUGCAGCGUCGUUCACCACUCCAUCAUCCUACCUGCACUUUGCCACUUUCCAAGGCGAGACCAGCGCAGACAUCUCCUUCUAUUUCAAGACCAGCGCCCCCUAUGGAGUGUUUCUGGAAAACCUGGGCAAUACAGACUUCAUCCGACUGGAACUCAAAUCUCCUAAAGUGGUCUCCUUCUCUUUCGACGUCGGAAACGGACCCGUCGAGCUGAACGUCCACUCGGCCACGCCCCUCAACGACGACCAAUGGCAUCGCGUGGUCGCUGAGAGAAACGUGAAAGAAGCGGUGCUUCAGCUGGACCAGACGUACCGGGUUUCCCGCUCUGCCCCGACGCAGGGGCACACCAGGCUGGAGCUGUUCAGCCAACUCUACGUGGGGAAACCAGCCGCCAUCACCUGCCAAGACAGUGCCGCAGGGGGCCAGAGGGGCUUCCUGGGUUGCAUACGGGGGCUUAGAAUGAACGGGAUAACGCUGGACCUGGAGGACAGGGCAAAGGUCACGCCGGGGGUCAAACCGGGUUGCCAAGGACACUGCACCAGUUAUGGGAUGUACUGCCGCAACGGAGGGAAGUGUGUGGAGAAGUACAACGGGUACCUGUGCGACUGCUCCAAGACGGCCUACGAUGGGCCCUUCUGUACUAAAGACAUUGGUGGCUUCUUCGAGGCAGGCACUCUGGUGAGGUACAGCUUGGCCCCUGAGCCUGUGUUGACCAGCAGAGACUCCAGACUACAGUCCCACCAGCUCUGGCCUCAGGAGGUGAACUUGACCAGGGAGGAGGUCAGCCUGAGCUUCAGCACCUCCAACUCCCCCGCAGUUCUGCUCUACGUUAGUGCCAAGACUCACGACUACCUGGCCCUGCUGCUGAGGCACAAUGGCUCACUGCAGGUGCGCUACAGCCUGGGCGGUCUGAGGGAGCCAUUCGCCAUCGACGUGGACCAGCGCAACUUGGCCAACGGACAACCCCACAACAUCAACAUGUCCCGAGUGAAUAGAAGCAUUAGCAUACAGCUGGAUCAUUACCCUGCGGUCAGCUACACCCUCCCUGAUGCCUCUGACACGCAGCUCAACCUGGUCAAGACCCUCUUCCUCGGAAAAGUCUAUGAAACGGGCUACGUGGACCCAGCAGUGAUCGAGCACUACAACAGUCCUGGUUUUGUGGGCUGUUUGUCCAGAGUUCAGUUCAACACUAUUGCUCCUCUGAAGGCUGCUCUGAGAGCUGCUGCACAGUCUAAACACAGAUCCACAGACGCACAGAACGACCGGCCGCCCUCACCUGUAUCCCACCAGGGAAAACUGCUCCAGUCCAACUGUGGGGCCUCUCCUCUCACCAUCCCACCAAUGUCUGCAGCAACUGACCCCUGGCAUCUGGACAACACAGAUGCAGAGUUCCCCUUCAAUGAGGAGAGAGUGAUUCCUGAUGGAGUCAACAGAGAUUCGGCCAUUAUAGGAGGGAUCAUAGCAGUCGUGAUCUUCACCAUCCUGUGUACUCUGGUGUUUCUGAUCCGCUACAUGUUCCGUCAUAAAGGCACGUACCACACCAAUGAAGCCAAGGGCAGCGCCGAGUCUGCGGCAGAGUCUGCGGACACCGCCAUCAUCGGAGCGGACAACCCAGAGACCAUCGAUGAGUCAAAGAAAGAGUGGUUCAUAUAACAUCUGCUCACUAUCAAGACCUUUGUACCACAUGAGGUCCGCCAGACUGUCCCAAAGGCGGAUGAGAUUUUAAUUCAGUGGCCAAUCUGCGUUACAAGGAAAUGGCCACUUACUGAGACUCUCCCAGAGACAGCAGUGCUGUAUAAGAUUUCCUUUACGAUUAGUUUUGUUUUGAUUUUUUAUAUAUCCAGUAUUAGAGCAAGAAGAGGGGCCAGUGGAGCGCGACUGUGAGUCUGUACAUACUAAACUGGCUUGUCCUUCUUUGUAUUGUGCUUGGGAGUUUUCAGUACUUUGAAUACUGUACAUGACAAAUACUUACUCUUAACUGGGUGUGAUAGCACAGGUUUUAUCACAAAUCUCUGUUGCAAUUUGAUUAGAUUUUUUAAACAGAAAUCUUCUAUCUAAUGAUGUUCUAUUAUUGAACGUUUAAAACCAGAAUUGAGUUUGUCCAGUUGAGUUUUCGGUCCCUUAUUCAUGUCCAUGCAAUGCAACAGAUGUGCCACUUUGUAUUGUGGUAAUAUAGUUUAAUAUGAAUGCCAAAAGUCACUUGUAAAUAUAGUUUUAUUUUUUUUUUUUCAAAGCAUUUAUUCAGAGAUUUAGUUACAAAUCACUAUUAAGAUUUAUAUGAAGUCACGUGUCUAUUGUGUAUAAAUAUAUUUAUGUUGUGGCGAGACAUGAAAGGCAGGGGGCGCUCCGAAGGAUGUUCCAGAGUUUGAUGGGAAACCGUUGCUUUGUGAUUGUGUUGGAUUAGCUCAGCUUGGCAGCUUUUUUUUCCACUUUUCACUUUAGCACUGAGUGAAAGCAGAGCAUUUAUUCACUCAGCAAUCAUGUUUUAUCCAAAUACUUGAGUCUGUUUACCUGUCCAUGUCUGUACACCAAUGCAAAUCGAUUGAACUAAUGAACUAAUGAUUCAAUUCCAAGUAACGCAUAUACAAUAUAAAGUAGAUUAUGUACACACAGAGACAGUGAAGAUUUCCCAACUGAUAGCAUAAUGCAUAAAACUCAAAUUUACUUUCUUAAUUCUUUUAUUGUUGUCAGUACACAACAUCUGCCUUCUACAUUCAAAUUCAUAUGUCAACACUACAAUAAGGAAAUGCUCAGAAUAUCUCAGUGUGUCCAUUAAUCUAUGAAGUUACACUUGAAUUGAAUUACUAAAGUAAACUAACAAUGUAACUUUAUUCUUUAUUGUCCCUGUAGAGAAAUGUACCCAGUGAAUUAGACCCAUUUUUCUAUAAUACUGUUGUUGCUAGCAGUAUUACUAUUGGUGAUGUCUGUUGACUGCUCACACCCAUUAGAAUCAGUGUACCCAGGCAGACAGCAGGUAUGGAAGAAAUUGUAUUAAAUGAUGCACUGAACUCCAAUCAUUAAGUGAUUUAAGCAGCAUGAAAUACAGAGUGUCUGACAAAUGUAAUUGUUCAGGGGUCCGGGCGAGGUGAGGGGAUAAUUGGCUUUUUAUUAACUUACUGUGCCUUGAAGCCCUCACAUUAUUGAGCAAAUGACCUGCUGCAUGGAUCCACGUUGACGAGAGCUUUUAAAAUGUCUUAAUGAUGCUCUGUUUAAUCCUCUCAAACCAACUUUUCAAUUCCAAAAUUGAAAACAUUUCUUAUAUGCAAAAAGUGCAGUUUGAUUGUAAAUGGCCAGUCUAUGUGAAGUGUACAAAACUGUAUGAGGCUACGGAGGUGUCAAAGGGCAUAAGAAGGAAGUAUUUGUUAGUGUAAUAGUUUUGUCAUUAUCUUUAUACAAGUUGCCAACAGAAUGUGAUGUUGCUUUCUGUAUGUCUGCCUAUUGAUUUGUGCAUCGCUGUUGCAUCAUGGGUAGGUUUCGACAUGCGGACAGCUGGUGAGCUCAGCCUUCCUUCAGCCAGAUCCUCAAACAAGACUUCAUCUAUCCAUGAAGGCAAACUACUGAUUUUUACUUUAUUUACUAUGAUGUAUUAACCACACAACCCUUGAUGUGUGUUUCAGCAACCCACUUCCCAUAAUUUUGCUUUCAGUUUUGUUGAGUUCAAUAAAGAGUGUUUUA
This is a messenger RNA of Boleophthalmus pectinirostris (great blue-spotted mudskipper), 6204 nucleotides long. It is a transcript of the gene cntnap2a, whose product is annotated as contactin associated protein 2a. NCBI's taxonomy places the organism in Eukaryota, Metazoa, Chordata, Actinopteri, Gobiiformes, Gobiidae. The record is from RefSeq and is a predicted model, not a curated record.